Messenger RNA from Funneliformis caledonium, 1320 nucleotides. The record is from the annotation of a GenBank genome assembly. Lineage: Eukaryota; Fungi; Glomeromycota; Glomeromycetes; Glomerales; Glomeraceae.
AUGAGUAUUGUACUAAAAAAGCAUAAUAUCUGGUAUAAACUCAAAAAUUGCCACGUAAUCUCACUCAAUCAGCUUCCAGGUUUUGAAUUUUCUCACUUCUGUAAAGCUAUAAAGCAAAAAUCAGGACUGUCUGAACCUGAUUCUCUCACUCUCCAAAUAAAGCGAGAAGUUAACACUGAAUAUAUUUCUCUGAACAAUACUUAUUUUCGAGAUAAUUGCGGUAAAAGCUUUAAGAGAUUGGUUAGUUAUUUUGGUAUCAAACCAACCAAUCCAAUAAAAGUGACACUUUCUGAUAUGUUCUUCCCAUUUAUGACCACAUUAAAUGAUGAAAGGAUACAAGAAUUGGAAAAGAAAAUAGCAGAAAUGGAGUUAGCUAAAGAUCAGGCAGAUCUAGAGAAAAGGAAAGAAGAAGGAUCAGUGGGACGUAUGCUGGAACAUGUGCCUGAGUUUAAAUAUGCUUCUAUUGCAUUUAAUCACGAAUUCAACGAUAAAUCAGAAUUUUUAAACCAUUUUCAGCAAUAUAUUGAUAAAUGCCACUAUAAAUCUAAAGACAUUUACAUGCCUUAUCUCACUGUUAUACAAUCCUCAGGCUAUGGCAAAUCGAGACUCAUAAAAGAACGAUUUUGGGAAUGGCAACUUAAUGAUAAUGGCAAAUCUAUUUGGAGUCCUGCAAUAGCUGCUGUAAAUAUGUACGAAAGUCAAAGAGAACUAGAAUUAAUUAGGGAUAAUGCAGAUUAUCUAAAAGAAAAUUUCAGAAAUGCAAGAGGUUUAUUUUCAGUGAUCUUGGACACUACAUCACGACUCUCAAACUUUGCACCUUCUCCUAGAGAUGACCCAACUGUGAAAUCAAUCAAUGAUAGCCGCAAGAUCUUCAUGCCAUUCAUCAAUAUUACAACUUUUAACACUCUGACUGAUUCUUCAGGUACUUACUAUAAUCGUCUCUUCUCUAAUGGAAGACCAUGUUGGAAGGCACUCAAAGAUGCAUACUGCAAAGGUAUUAAUUCUGAGGAAAAUGAUAUUUAUGCUUGGGAUAAAGUCAUAAAUCUUGUAAAAGCAAAAAUACAAGGAGACAUUUCCCCAUUAGUACACUUUGCUUCAAAUCUCAUUGGUAGUCAUCUUGGUACCUGUUUUGCGAUCUCUCAAGAUAGGAUGAAAGUUCUAGUCUGUUAUCCAUCAGAACCUUUGAUUACUGAAGCUGUUUAUGAACUUUUGAACAAUGACAUUCUAGAUUGUAUUGCACAAACACUUGGUCAAGGAAUUGUAGAACCAGGAAAACAUGGUGAGAUUGUUGGAGAGCUCAUUCUUAUAUUGACCUAUUAG